Lutzomyia longipalpis is the source of this 4536-nucleotide messenger RNA. RefSeq lists its product as uncharacterized. The transcript has 14 exons. NCBI's taxonomy places the organism in Eukaryota, Metazoa, Arthropoda, Insecta, Diptera, Psychodidae. The record is from RefSeq and is a predicted model, not a curated record. The coding region runs from base 532 to 4086 and encodes 1184 amino acids.
UAGCUCUUUGCAUUCAUUGGAGCCACGCGUUCUUUGAAGGCACUUUCGUGGGUUAUAGCGGGCAAAAUUCCGGUGCGUGUCUCGUGGACCGUGCUGUCGCGAAAAUUACAAAAUAUCACUUCUAAGUGCGUGGGUGUGUUUGAAUUUAUCCUAUAGACUCGCGGGUGAAAGGUCAUACAGAGAGUGGGGGAAGUGUGUGUAAGCUAUCUCGUGAAUGUGGAUGAUUCCCCAAAAUCACUGACGCUUCUCGUGCAUUUCCUGGGUGUAAUUUGCGUAAAUGUUGUGAUCCACAAUGCUCGGAGUGUGCUCAGUGAUUUGUCCGCAUCGCACCACCAAGAAAUUUCUGUGAUUAUUCAUCCCAUCGCAGGGCAACCAUAUAGCUACAUUCAUGCUGCGAAGUAAAUUGCUCCCGAUGCUUGCGUUCAUCACUGUUGUUUGAGGCUUUUUGCAUAUGUACAUAUUGGUUUGGGUCAUAGCACUCUCGCUUGUAGCACUUGAUGGUAGCAAAAAAGAACCACACUCAUUGUUACAAUGUACCAAGAAUCGCAGGAAAUCAAUCCAGAUCGCCAGAAUUCAUCGUUCUCCAGUUGUGGGAAAGCCUCCUCUCCCAUGGGCAAGUGCAUAUCGAGGGUUACCACCGGAAAGUCACAUCAUAGCUUCGGAAGCACCCAACACUUGGCCAUCUCGGAGGGGAGUUUCGACGGUUCGUGCAUUGAUGAGGGUCAAUCGGAGAGCAAGAAAGGCGGCAAGAAGGAACGUGGCAAUGGUACGGUGGAAACCAAAGGUACAGCAAUGUCCUUUGGGUUCCGCAAGAAAUCAACACUGGCAGGAAAGAAGAAUGGGAAUGCUGGCACUAAGGAGAAGGAGAAGAUUCAGCCGGAUGCGGAAGUGACUGUGAUAGGGAAUCGGGGUGUGCUCAAAUCCAAUCUCAUUGAGAACGACAAGAAUGGCAAUUCAGGAUCGACAAAUUCUCUUGACGAAGCUGUUCAAACUGGAAGGUCAACCCCGAGACUUUCAGCUCCGAAAAAGGAGAUGGCCGGGACAAAUUACAGAAGCAAUCGCUUUGGCUUUCGCCAGAGUAAUGUUGUGAGGCCUGCAUCGACGGGAUUGACACCGAAAAUUGCAGACUUCGACAGUAAUCCCAACAACAAUGCAAUAGCAGAUAAACGUCGCUCGAAGAGUGCAUCGGCACAGCGAUCGUCCACCACACAGAUCAAUGAGAUGCAUCAGAAAGUGACGAAUCAGCAGGAUCCCAAAAUAGCAGCAGCGGCAAUUCAUCAGCACCAACAAAACUUGAGAGCAGCAUUCUUCGAGCCACAGCCAAAGACCACCACCGUACGGACGGCUUUCCACACGAAUGACAUUGUUCGGCCGUCGCCACAGCUGGCGGUUACCCCCUCAGUCACCAAAUUGACGCUACAUACAGCUCAACUACCGCGUCCUCAAGUUCCUGUGCCCAUUAGUCUCAACAACACACGCCCCAUGGAUCCCAAAGGAGCGAAGCAGGCACUCAACAACAGCCGACGCUCAUUCUUUGCCGGCACAACCAGUCGCGAUACAUCCCUUGACUCGGGAAUAUCAAGCUAUGCCAGCAGCCAAGCAACAUCAGCAGGAAGGAAGGCACGUGUCCGUCAGAGGAAUCUCGAAGUUAUCAUGAAUGGACGUCACACAUUCCAAGUGCGUGACCUCGAUGAUUCCCUCUCAGAUGAAACUAUUGUACCCCUUGUGCUCCCGAAGCUUCCUAGCGCUUUUCAGGCUUCCCGCCAGCCAGCUCCCAUAAACGGCCUCAUCCGCAUUGAUCAGCCAAAUUAUCGUGAAUUCCAUCGUGAUCAUGGAUCUCCUCCGAGGAAACCAUCAAUCCCAUCUGAUGUGGAAAGUCUCGAAGAGGAUGGUGAAGAGGGGAAACUCUUCCGCGACAAGGCGGCAUCUGAGAAGAAAUUAUCCCAAAUUGAAGCUAUCAAGGACUUCUCACCAAGUAGCAAACAAUCUUCCCCGGGAAGUUCUCGUGCAUCGUGGGGACACGCAGGGGAAUCAAUGGCCCAUAAGGAUUUCAGCAGUCUCAGCCUGAGCAGCAGUGACGACAGCAAGGAACCCCAGAGGGUAUCGUCCAUUGUUAUCAGAGACGACGACAUCACAUCCAUCACAUUCACUCUCGAUCAGCCACACACACUCUCCUCGGCAGCUGACUACCUUCCGCCCUAUCGUCUUGGUAGGGAUGCAAAUCCACGGGAGGAAUCUCUAGCUCUGCGCGAGGAUACGCAAUUUGCAGAAAUGGCUGCUGCAGUGAGUGAUGUCCUUCUGGAUGAUGAAACAUCACCAACGGAUAGUCUGGUCAGUAGUUGCACAGACACAGAUGAACUCAUGAAGAAGAGUGUCAACAAGAGAAAAUCCCUCGAAGGGAUGCACAUUUCGAAGGAAAUGGAGAAGGAUAUCGAUGAGAUUUCACCGGAAUUAGACGAUAUAAAUCUUAUUAGUCCCGUAAUGAUUGGAACACCCACGCAUGCAUCUAAUUCUCUUUCACUCUCAGAAGCUGGAAGGGAUUUCCUCAUUGAUGAUGAAAUUGCAGAUCAACCAGCACUCGUCUUUACAGACAAAAAUGAAACCACAUCAAACAUGCAAGUUUCAACAGCAGACACAGUGACCCUGCAAGAGGUGAAUUCAACGGAAAAUUUGGGCGAUCUGGCAGCAAGUAUGACCCAAUCGGGCCAAAGGAUUUUCACUAAUGGCCCACCCCAGCAGGCCCCCAAGGCGCCACGACGUCUACAACGCUCUGAGUCUCUGGACACACUCUCACCGUGCGAAUCAAUUGCAUCGGAUGACCUAAUGAUUGACUACCAGAGUCAAUCGAGCCUGGAUUCGGUGGAGAAAAUCCAAUCAAAUGGGAGUGGUGGCAGUGGUUCGGCACUGCACUCAAUGGAUGAGAAUCAACUGUGGUCGGAGCUUGAGGCACAGGGAGGAGAACUUCUGCGGGAGUGGAGCAGUCUCUUGCGCGUUAACGGCUCCAAGCCUGGGACCAGGGAUAGCAUAACAUCCCAGCUUCCGGCAAGAGCGACGCGCCUUUUAAAUCGUUCCCGCCUUCAGAGUACCAUCAGUACCGCAGGAUCAGACAGUCCGCGCUCCCUGGACGGAGUACCACGACGGGCACAGUCACUGUCCAAGACAAAUUCCCCGCAAUUCUUCCGGGAGUCCAAUACGUGCUCCCCUGAUUCCAUCUACAUGGACAAAUCCACACGUAAUGCCAUGAUUCAGGAUAUUGCGUACUUCAAGAAGCAGCUACUUCGCCUAAAAUGUCUGCUGCAGGAGGACGAAGACAAUUUGAUGAUGGGUGAUCCUCUCAACUCAUUUGAACACAAUAAUGGGCAGAUCUUCAAUUCCUGCGCACCAGACAGCAAUCUCGGUAGCCUCUCGAGUCUCCAGAGUGAAUCAACAUCCAACGAAGAUCCUCGCAAAGAGAUGGCGGAACUGAGAAGACAGGUGGUUUUCCUUCAGACUGAACUUGAUGAUAGAGACAGAACAAUAAAGAUCCAAAAAAAUAUAAUUGCAAAGUACGAAGCGGAGAAGUUAAAGAAUAAAAAUCAGACAAAUACAAUGGAAACAGCUACACAAACUGAAAGGGUUAAACCAAUUGCAGCAUUGGCACAAGAUCAAAUAAGCAGAAUUGAUGCGAAUGGCGUGUCCCAGAGUCCUCAGCGAUGUAUCACCACAACAACUUCCAUUUCCUUUAAGAGCCCCUCCAAGACAGCAUCCGUGAAGCCCGUAAAGGCCACACCAAUUGGGAAUGUAACAAAUAUUGCCAAUUCGCAGAAGUACGUGAGGAGUUUUAGUGUGGAUGAUGCCCUUUCGGCGGGCAAAUGUGGCGCCAAGAAUGGCAAAAUCUCCGCGGGUCCCAUCUCCCUGCCCAUGAUCAAUGGAAGUCGCAAAAUUCCCAUCUUGAGCACCGUCCCUAAAAAUCCUCCUGCACGAAUUCCACGCUCCUCGUUGUCCUCCUCCCGCAGUGACUCCGUCAAUAGUAGCUCAUCCAGCUUGAGUGAGAGCACAGAUCGAAAGUCUCUCCCCGCGAAACUCCUCACCACCGUGGCCAAGUAAAAGAGGCUAAGAUACUUAGAAAAUUAACUUUAACCAUGUGAUAAGAGACAAAAAGGAAAACUAAAGCCCAAACCCACGUAAAAAGGACCUGCUAAAUGGGAUAUGGCGCGUGUGCAUUGUGCAAAAAUGAGAUCUUCCGCCCUAAACUGAAAACUUACAAAUUGCUAAAGCAUUUAUAUAAUAAUUAUUUAGAGAGGAAGUUGAAGAUAUUAACUGUUAGCUAAAUUAUUAUAUAUUUUUUUGUAAUAGUUUUUUAAGCUUCACCUUUGAAGAAUUCUUCUCAAAUUUUCUGUUUUCUCUUUUUUUUAACAUCUUAAUGACAAAUCUUUAAAAACAAAAAUACUUAGCCGUAGAAUUAUUAUAAUAUUAAAAGUCUUGUUUCCUGUCCAAUCAUUAUGUCAUAAUACAUGAACAUUUAGAACAAUGCAUAAUGUAUUUAUCAAUGAAAAA